AUCUUAACAGACCCAAUAGUGUUUUUGAUUUUGUCCACUAUAUAAACCCCCAAUUUUUCAUAUCACGAUUAGGGUUUUGUGCUGUUGCUGCUGCUCAUCCUCCGCUACCUCCGAGCUCUGCACCGAAGAACGAAGCCAUGGGGAAGACACGUGGAAUGGGAGCUGCUCGCAAGCUCAAGUCCCACCGCAGGAGGCAAAGGUGGGCUGACAAAGCAUACAAGAAAUCCCAUCUUGGGAAUGAGUGGAAGAAACCUUUUGCCGGUUCUUCCCACGCAAAGGGAAUUGUCCUUGAAAAGAUAGGUAUUGAGGCUAAGCAGCCCAACUCUGCUAUCCGUAAGUGUGCUAGGGUUCAACUUAUCAAGAAUGGGAAGAAGAUUGCUGCUUUUGUCCCAAAUGAUGGUUGCUUGAACUACAUUGAAGAGAACGACGAAGUGUUGAUAGCUGGAUUUGGACGUAAAGGUCAUGCUGUGGGUGAUAUUCCUGGUGUCAGAUUUAAGGUUGUGAAGGUCUCUGGUGUCUCACUUCUUGCUCUUUUCAAGGAGAAGAAGGAGAAGCCAAGGUCCUAAAUUUGUGGAAUGCCUUUUCUGUUUGUUUCCAGUAGUUUCUGUCGAGUAUUAUGAAUUUUGUGUUGAGGUGAAUGGGUUUUGUGGACAAUUUUGUAUCUUUUCUAGUUAUUUUACUGAACUACAUUAUUUAACAUUUUUAGUAACAUAUUCUAGCUUGCCUUCUCCGUUCUCU
Cajanus cajan (pigeon pea) is the source of this 738-nucleotide messenger RNA. RefSeq names its product Ribosomal protein S12/S23 family protein. Gene Ontology annotation, cellular component: ribosome; small ribosomal subunit. Lineage: Eukaryota; Viridiplantae; Streptophyta; Magnoliopsida; Fabales; Fabaceae. The record is from RefSeq and is a predicted model, not a curated record. Gene Ontology annotation, biological process: translation. Gene Ontology annotation, molecular function: structural constituent of ribosome.